AAGAUUCCAUAGCCACAGCUCAUGUCUGUCUGAUAAGCCCAUGAAUACACCCAGUGGAAAUUGGAAAACAAUUCUUAAACAAUUGCACCAUCUAGUGGACAAAUUGUGCAAAACAACAAAACCAACAGCAGCCAUGAAAUACUUUUAUGCAGCUGCAGGGGGGAGGGGACGUCUCAGCACAUACUUCUAGAAGUGCAUGUCCUGCUUAAUGUACCAGUCCCGCCAUGACAACCACCUAAUGUAGGUAGGAUACACCUGAGCACGUGAUCAGUCCCCGAGCUCCUCCCUUACUUGCUGCGCACUCCACUCUCCUCUGGGCGGCGACGUCCGCAGUGACUGGAGAAUGGGAGGGAAUGUUUGGCGUCCUCGUUGCUAUGGUCACUGAACUCCUCGGUCUCUGCAGUCCGCACGGCUCUUCUCCCUGGACUCUGACAUUACAUCCAGAUGGAGCUGUCACCUCACAAAUCAAUUCAGUCACCCCCAAUGCCUAAUAAUAAUGCCAUAGAUACUCCACGUACUAGUAAUCUAAAAUUUCUGCGAGCUAAAAGGCUAAGCUAUUUUUCUAAGACAAAAGAAACACAAAAUGUACGGCAAACCACAAGGACUGAUUCACCACGUAGAUGCCUUUCAGCACCAACUUCAAAUCGGACUGCUGAAGACUGUGAUGAGCCCACAAAAAUGAAUUCUGAAAAAAAAUAUAUUCUUCAAAAUGGAGAAAGAGCUUUACAAGCUAAAGACGAUGAAAAACCUUCAGCAUCAAAUUCUCCUCAAGAUAGGCAAGCAAACCUAGGAAAAGAAGACUUUAUAGAUAUUCCUUCUCAUCAUCCUCAGAACUUACCAACAACAGAACUGGGAGCAAAGAAACCGACACCAGAGAAAAAAUCCUGGGGAACUAACAGAUCAAUUCCUAAUAGUUUACAACCCAAAAGAUCAAAGACUCCAGUCCUCUCUAUACAUCAUAACCAGCCACCGGUGACAAAGGAAAUUACUGAAAGUAUACAGCAUCAUCCACAGGACCCAGUUUUACAGUCAUGUCACAAAGAAGAUGAGGGUAAAGCAUCUUCCAUGAACCAUAACUUGCCGCCCACACUAAAACAAGUCAAUGAUGAAAGAUAUUUACCUCCCAGUCAAAUAAAACCAGAAUCAGAGGAAGUAGAUGUACUUUCUACUCACCGGAGUCUUUUGAGGAGUAGCUUUGUUACUGAUCUGGACCAAGAUCUUUUAGAAGAUUCGACUGUACCAGAAACAGAAAAACUUCAUCAUGUUAUGACUUGGGCUAAAAAAUUCCUUCACAACUGCCGUGGAGGAGAGUCGAAUGUAGAUUCUUCUUUUGAAUCCAUUGGAGGUUCUAGAGUCACCGAUAAAUAUGUAAAAUUAAAUAGUGUUGGAUUUGAUGAAUAUGCUCUGAAAAAAUACCCUUGUCAGGGAGAGGAAUCCAAAGACUCUGCUGCAGGCCAGUCCCAAUUGCUCAAAAGUCCCACAAGUUUCUAUAAACCAGAACUAAAACAUAAAUCAGCAAAACUAGAUUCUUUCUUGGCUGAACCUGUGUCUAGUUUCCUUCACAGUGACCAUGAUAGAAAUGAUGACAAUUUUUUGGAACCAUCGGGCAUUGUAUACUCACAACCAGUGAAAAACAGAUAUGGAAAGGAUAAGGGCUAUGCCGAUUCGGGAGACAUUUUUUUCCCCAGCACAAAACAAGAUUGCAUUGAUAGUAAUGAUAUCUUAGAAUAUGGGUCCGAGCCCUACCAACAGCGUUAUAGCAGGUUUAUAGCUAAAAAAACUAAACCAGAUAUGGCCAUGAAGGACAAUUAUAUAAAUCGAGAAGAGGACUCAAGUUCACCAGAUUCCGGUCUUAAUACAGAAAGACUUAACUCUCUGCUUGAAGACCUUGAAUUGAUAGAGAAAGGUUUAGAAAAAAAUGGAGGUAAAGAUGGUGCAAGAACAGACAGAACAUUUUUAGUACAAAAGAGUGCAGCAUCUGCUGACACCGCUUGUACUUCUGUGUCGGGGAAAUAUUCAGAUAGAAGGCCACCAGCAUUACAGAGGGUUGACUCUAACAGUAGUUUAUCUGAGGGUUACAUGAGAAAAAUAUAUCAGGAGUGCCCUACAUGCAGUUUCUCCAGUAGCUCCAGCAGUAACUGGUGUGUACAGUGUGGUUCAGCUUUAAGGGGUGCAAAUGACCAACCUACCAAAAAUACCAGAAAUUUUGAAUUACUGAACCCACAGAUAAUAGAUGACAAUGCUGUAGAGGAGUUUUUUAGUGCGAGCAACCAAAGAAAGAGGUUUGAUGCUAACCAUAUGUCAAAGCAGAAUGCAAAAGAAUUAGGAAGAACAGUGUGCUGGGAGGACAACUCAGAUGUAGUCUCCGAUAGUGAAGGGAGUGUGCUGGAUAAGUAUUUCUUUUAUGUGAAACAGCUGGAUAUACUACGAAGUCAAGAAAAAGAUAAUCAGACCAAACAUACAAUACAAUACAAGUAUACAAGUGAUACUUCAAGUGGUGAUGAGUCUUCUGAGGAUUGCGCCAUGCCUCACUUAAGUGGUCAAGCCAAACCUUGGGGAGAAGCUAAGACACUAGGACCCGACACGUAUCAUUUUGGUGACCAACCUAUGAAAGAGAAAAAUGUUAAAGAAUCAAGUGAGGACAUUAUUGAAACUGAAGGGUCCUCCUUUCUAGAUAGAAAGCUGCAGAAAGCAACAAAUAUUUCCUCAAAAGUGACUGUUCCUAAGAGGUAUUGGGAGAAGUCCAGUAUUGCUUGGUCCUCAUACACACACGGAGAGCUGAAGCCAAGGUCUAAGCAUAAUAUUCAAAGGCCAACUUCAACUGACCUCAAAAAGAAUAAGGAUGAGCUACCGGGUAAAAAAUCCAUAGUCAGUGCACCCAAUCAUAUUAAAGAAAUUAUUCAUGGAGAGAAUGAUUGUAAUAACAAUGCAAAUGAAUACAAGAAUGUGGCUGUGGCCUAUAUGAAGACAUCCAAUGCUUGGGCAGUCAGUAAACACCUUUGCAAAGAUAAAUGGGAGAUGUUCCCACAAAAUCAUCAAAGGAUGUGUGAACGAGAAAAAAGUUCUAUGUGGCUUCUUCUCCCAGAUGAGCUGUGGAUUUAUAUUUUUGCGCUACUGUCUCAUGGAGAUCUCUCAAAGGUUGCCCAAGUAUGCCAGAGAUUCAGAUAUAUUGCCAACGAUUACAGUUUAUGGAAGGUAAUAAAGGUAUCAAACUGCCAUUCCUUAAAGGAUUCCUGUCUGGUUAGUGUAGGACUUCAUCACCCAGAAUCCCUAUCACUUUAUCGCUGUCAUGAUGACUCUCAGACCAUCACAGAAGUAGGCUUUACACAGCUUUUCCAGCACUGCAAAGACUCUCUUAAGAAGCUGAAUAUAACAAACUGCAGUGGAGAAAUAUUUAAAGGAGACACAAUUUUGUUCUAUGCCAGUAACCACUGCUCUCAACUAACAUCGGUGGACAUAAGCUGGACUGGGGCCACUGAUAAAGGCAUCAUUACUCUGGUACAGGCCUGUGUAUGCCUCCAAAGCCUAUCAAUGAAUGGCUGUAAUAUCACGGAUAAUGCCAUCACGGCUCUUUUAAAAUGGCAUUUUAAAAGUCUUAUUAAAUUAGAAAUAUUUGGCUGUCAUGCCCUUACAGCUAAAUGUUUGAUCUCUGUGGCUACUGAAUGUGUACAGCUGGACAACCUGAAUAUUGGUAAAAUUCCAAAAGCAGAUGAUGUGUGCCUGGCAAAAAUCGCAUCUAAUUUACACAAUAUCGUGACACUGAAUUUGACAGGCCUCAGUGUGGUAAGGGAUCGUGCUAUUCAUCUUAUUGUAAAACAAUGCUCAAAACUGGAGAAUCUGACUCUCAGUUCCUGCUUACAAGUGACGGAUGUCAGCCUAGUGGAAAUCAGCACAUAUCGCCCUACCAUCAAGUACCUUGACCUAAGUGGAUGUAAAAAGGUGUCAGAUAUUGGUAUUCAAGCACUAGCACGAAGCUGUCAACAGCUCCAUUAUCUUGAUCUUAGCUCAACUGGUACAGGAAAACGAGGGAUAUGCUUGCUUGCCAGCUAUAGUUAUGCUUCCCUGGAAUGCUUAAAACUCAGCUUCUGCAAAGAAGUGACAACAGCCGCCAUUGAGAAGCUUUGCAAAACUUGUAAAAGGCUGAAGAUACUUCACCUCUAUGGUUGCCGCAUGUCUCCUGACCUUGGGUACAUCAAAAAACUUGGCAAAUCUUUACAAAUUCUUCAUGAUUUGUCUAUAUCAACUGCAAAUAUACUAGGGAAAUAAUUGAAUUGUAUUGUAAUGUAUUGUUUUCAGUGUAUAUGUAUAAUAAAAGAAUUUCAU
This is a messenger RNA of Hyla sarda, 4323 nucleotides long. RefSeq lists its product as uncharacterized. Gene Ontology annotation, cellular component: SCF ubiquitin ligase complex. Gene Ontology annotation, molecular function: protein binding. The record is from RefSeq and is a predicted model, not a curated record. NCBI's taxonomy places the organism in Eukaryota, Metazoa, Chordata, Amphibia, Anura, Hylidae. Gene Ontology annotation, biological process: SCF-dependent proteasomal ubiquitin-dependent protein catabolic process. The coding region runs from base 445 to 4266 and encodes 1273 amino acids. The transcript has 15 exons.